AUGGGGCGCAACGCGCGGAAGCGGAUAUCCUAUGUCCUGCCCCUUUCCAAAUCUGCUGGAGGACAUGGGCUCGGCGUCAAUGGCUUGGCUGUUGACCCAGUAAACUCCAUCCUGUACUCAGGAGGACGAGACGGUUUAGUAUGCACGUGGGACCUUCAUCUCGACCUGACACGCAAGAGUCACGAAGAAGGCGAUCCUUUGGCCGACUCCAUCGCCUCGAAUUCGAAACCGCCACCUACCCAGUUCCGCCAACAAGUCCAGGCACACUCGCACUGGAUCAAUGACAUCGUACUCGCCCAAGGCAACUCUGCGCUUGUUUCAGCAUCUUCGGAUAUAACAGUCAAAGUCUGGCGACCGGCUGCCCAGGACGUGAUCCCUCCCCAAACCAUUGGUCUGCACACCGACUACGUCAAGCGCGUGGCGUCUCCGGGACACCAUGAGAGUUGGAUAGCUUCCGGUGGUUUGGAUCACAAAAUCAAGUUAUGGGAUCUCAAUGGUGCUGGCGAAAGACUGGAGAUCACUGCGGGCGACGAUGAACGGUCAGCCAAGGGCUCCGUGUAUGCCCUGGCAGCCACUCCCUCCAUUAUCGCUAGCGGCGGCCCCGAGAGCGUAGUGCGCAUAUGGGACCCGAGGACCGGGAAGCGAAUCACCAAGUUCGUGGGGCACACCGACAUUGUUCGCGACGUCCUGAUCACCCGAGAUGGAGAUACUAUCCUCACUGCGUCCUCGGAUCAGACAGUCAAAGUUUGGUCAGUGGCGGCUGGCCGAUGCAUGUACACACUGACCAUGCACAACGAUAGUGUCUGGUCUUUAUACUCGGAGGAUCCAAGGUUAUCAGUCUUCUACUCGGCAGAUCGAUCUGGAAUAGUAGCCAAGAGCGACGUGCGCAACUGCGCCGAGAUGGAUGAAGGAAUCUCUGUAGCCGUCUGUCAAGAACAUGGAGGAGUCUUCAGGGUCGUCCAUUCCGGAGGGUACCUCUGGACGGCAACACAGAGCUCCUCCAUCAACAGGUGGAGCGAUGUGCAGACGGCGGCCGAAAUCCUGAUGCCGGAAUCGUACAAGCAGCAUCGAUCCAGUGUAGGUACUACACGAUCUAAAUUUCCAUCACCUCCUGCAGCAAGCCCACCGCCACACAGAGACGCACCAAAGAUACCCUUCAAGGCCUUGCUGCAAAUGUCCAACACUGCCCCUUUCCCCUUUUUUACCUCGAACGAUCCGGAAUCCUCAACGUCGUACUCCGCAACGAGCGCGCGAAAUCCCACCGAGUCAUUGAUCUCACCGGAUAGCAGCAUAGUGGUCCCUGUGCGAGACCUCCCGGAUUUCACCAUUGAGGGGCAAAAUGGCCUUAUCAAGCACCACCUUCUGAACGAUCGGAGAAGAGUCCUUACUCUUGAUACGGCUGGAGAAGUCAUGAUGUGGGAUCUGCUACAGUGCGUCCCCAUUAAAUCAUUCGGCAAGCGGCAUCUCGAAGAUGUUGUCCCUGAAGUCAAUACGCGAGAGAGUGUUGCUCAUUGGUGCGCUGUAGACACGCGAACUGGAAGUCUGACGUGCACACUUGAGGAAAAUUACUGCUUUGAUGCAGAGAUGUACGCAGAUGAGUUGGAGCUUGAUCAGAAGAUAGAGUUCCGCGACGAUCAGAGGAUAAAUCUUGGAAAGUGGAUACUAAGAUAUCUCUUCGCCAACCUUAUCGACGAGGAGAUCAAGAGAGACGAGGCUUUCAGGCAUUCGUUAUUGACUGGAAAGAGCAGCACCGCUAACCGCAGCCAUGCUCCUUUGAACAUCCAGAUACCUCCUCCGCCGGUGGAGGGCUGGCGAGAUGCCACAUCAGGGCCCACUUCAUCUUCUACCAUUCGUGCUAACGAUCUCUCCUAUCCUGUCACACCAGGAAUGGCAAUUGGGCUCGCCACUCCCGGUGUUCCCCCUUCCAGUUCCGGAAAUGCGUCACAUGUGAAUGCCUUGACGCCGACUACGGAAGAAGGGGCACCAUUGGAGAAGUCACAGACCCAGCAGAGCCAGCCGAAUACCGGGGGCGACUACUUCUCCAGUGUCGGUGGGAGUUACAGCAAUGCGACCCCUGCCGCUGGCGCUGAACUCCCAUCCGAAGGAAUGCCUGAAACACUUCCGCAAUCGCCAUCCGAAGAGAUGCCCGCCACUAAGAAGGGUAAGGCCCUUUUUUCGAAGAAGUUCAACAUGUCUUUCAACAUGAAGAAAUUCGGCUCUCCUGUUGCAGCCCCAGAAACACCGAAGCCAGCGGCAGCGGACGACAAGGCCGAGGAGAGCGACUCGACCAACAAGACCGACGAGAAGGCCUACGAAGACAGCUUCUUGGGCACCAUCCAGAAGAUACGGCAGAUAUACGAGGACCAGGUGAACAUGGGUGUUACGACUCUGAACUCGCAGAUUAUGCCUAGUCUACCGAACGACACGCCUGUACUAAAGCCCCCAGAGUCAACGACCAUACUCAUCCAGGAAGACCGCCCGAAUCAGGGCGGCGUGGCGGAUCUCUUCGAAGGCAAAGUCGGCACUCUCGGCCUCCAAGCCGAUCUCAUCGAGAAGGUUGCUCCCGCCUGGCUAGCAGACGUGCUUCUCAAAAACCAACUCCCCCACAAGGAGGUCGUCAAAGUCAGCUUCAUACUCGAACCCUACCAAAACCUCCUGCCGAGCCUCUCAUCAGACGGGUACAUUCCCCUCUUUACCCCCUCAGAUAGAGUCGUCCGCGACGCUAAUCCCACUCCAAGCAAUAACCGCCUCAAUGCGAAUCGCAUGCUUCGCGCGAGGAAGAUAUUAGCAUACGUGGCUGAGAGGAUCGAGCCCCCGCCCGAGGAAAAGGAGGGGGAGGAGGUGUUGAAGCCGGAGGAGUAUUUGGAAUUGUAUUGCCAGGGACAGGUAUGUCGUCAUGCUACAUUUACAUAG
Messenger RNA from Westerdykella ornata, 2913 nucleotides. RefSeq names its product WD repeat protein-like protein. The record is from RefSeq and is a predicted model, not a curated record. NCBI's taxonomy places the organism in Eukaryota, Fungi, Ascomycota, Dothideomycetes, Pleosporales, Sporormiaceae. Gene Ontology annotation, molecular function: ubiquitin binding. Gene Ontology annotation, biological process: protein deubiquitination; double-strand break repair via homologous recombination. The transcript has 6 exons. Bases 1 to 2913 code for a protein of 970 amino acids.